CAAAAAUACCGCCGACGGAGGCUGCGCGUUUUCGACAGGAAUUGCAACGAAACUCGAACUGCUUCCUGUAAAAUGGAGAAGAAACAGGAAUUCGAGUUUAUGCAGAUCACCACUUGAGGGUGAAACGCUGCGGUCUCCUGAGCUUCAGUUUUUGGUCUUGUUCAGGCUCGACUUGUCAACCCCGCGCCAUUUCUCGCUGGCGGUUUUGCUGAGGAUUGUGGGAGUCAGAGUGUGGUUGCGGCCGCCGCCCGCGGGGUGGCGCUGCCGGGCCGCCUGGGCUACAACAACAACAAGAGGAAGAGAAAGGAGCGGGGCAAACAGCGGCUACAGGAGCGGGGCAAACAGCGGCUAGACCGGACGAGGGCGCAGUUGGCAACGUAGGCUGCGGGCGAACAAGAUUACCCAAGAGCUUGACCUCACGGCCUCUCUCAGCCUCCACCAUGAACAACCUACAAUCCCUGGUUUUGCAGAGUGCAGACAGCCCGGGCAAUAUUCAGUGCAAUUCAGGAUGCAUGUAUCGGAUUGUGCAGACUACGAGUCUGGAUGGGAAGAACAUCCUGAAACUAAUUCCACUUUCCAACAUCCCUGGACACUACAUCCCAGCUGUUCCUCUUCCUGUUUCUGUUCCCGUUUCCACCGGUAGUACCCCUUCCAAAGUAAAUGUGUCAACCGUGUUCCAGGUUGCAACGCCACCUAAAACAACAGCUUGCAGUGCUCCAACAGCAUGCUUUCCUAUGUUGCAGCACACCAACACAGGAAGCUUUCUAAUAACAUCACUUGAAGGAUCAGCCAGCCAAAAUGUGACAACCCCAGUCAAUCCUUCACAGGAAAACAUACUUACAGCACCAGCAGUUGCAUCUUUGCAAUGUCCUAGACUAGCAGCGGUUACUUUGCCUGGUCUACAUGUGCAGAAGCCCCAAGCAACUCCCAGUUUAACUAUGGAACAAAAGUCUUAUAAUUUAAAAACAGUUGCUUUGCAUGAUCCAACUGUACAAAAUACCCAAGCAUCAUCUAUUUUGCCUAUUACAGACCAAAAUGCUUAUAAUCUAAGAACAGUUACUUUGCCUGGUGUGCCAGUGCAGAAGGUCCAAGCAUCUCCAACUGAUCAAAUGGCUUAUAACCUAACAACAAUCACUUUACCUGGCCCAGCUGUACAGAAUACCCAAGCAUCUUCCACUUUGGCUAUGGACCAGAACACAUACAUGCUUUUAAAGUCUCCAGUGUUGCCUGCUGGCCAUCAUCUUCAGAUCCCUGCAAAUGCAGAAGUCAAAUCUGUUCCAGCAUCUUCACUUCCCCUUGCUAUCCAGCAGAAGAUUUUGUCUACUGCAGCAUCGAAUCUUGCUAACACGACUGAAUCCAAAAAGUCAUCUCCGACUGUCAUUUAUGUUUGCCCCGUGAACACCGUGAAGACAGUGCAGAAGCGCCUCCCAAAUAUUCGCCCCAAGAGCAUUUUGAACCUGUCCACAACCCUCAUCACUGCUGAUACCCCUUUUCCAAGCACAACUGCACCUGCUACUUUUGCUUAUGAUGGAGUAAUUUCUAAUGAGCAACUCCUAUCCAAGGAUAGUCCAAUGAAAUGGGUCGUGCAGAAGAAUCCACAAUCUUUAGCGCACUGUCUUAUUCCAGUUAAAUCUUCCAAUAACUUGGCCUCGAAGAUCUUAAAGAGCUUGGCUGAUCAGCAGCACACUGAGAGCCUGGUACCAUCACCGUCGACUGCACCUACACAAACAGGGGCCGACUUAUUUUCUCCAUUCAAGGAAAAUGCUCUAGUUAUGUACAAUGGUAAAGUCUACUUAGUUGUGCAAAAAAAUGGUGGAUUGCCUGCUCCAUGCCCCAAGAGCGUUCCAGCUUCCAUGAAUCAUGCAGAGAAAGAGAAUGCCUUGUCUGCUAUUUUAUCGCAGGCUGAUUUACUGACCAAAAUCAAAGAGGAACCAGAGGACCCUGAUCCUGAACUUGUUGAACAGGAGAACCAUUAUUUAAACCAGCCCACCGAUUACUGUAGAACGGCAGUCAAUGCCCAAAGUGUCCAUGACCAGCACAGGGCUCAAGAUAUACCAGGCACUCUGCAUGAGCAUUCAAAGUCGAUUUGUGGUACUGCUAGAGAGAAAACCGAUGAGCAGUUACUGAAGAAGGCAGGAAUUCACACCAAUCUCCGAAUCUGCCUGACUAGAAUAUCCCAAAAACAGCUGGAACAGUGGGAAAAGAACAAUUCCUCCGCAAGCUCUGAACCACUAGAGUUAUCUUCUCAUCUGUCCAAGAAAAUGGACGACUUAAAGACUGAAGCAGUUAGUAAAGAGACACAAGUGAAUUUGACGCUUCCAGUUGUUAAACGAGAGGAACCUAUAGAUACAGAAUAUUAUGCAUACCAUACAAAGGAUAUAGAGAUUAAGCUUGAGCCCAAAUCACCAGUGAAAAGAAAAGCAGAAAGCAUCCAGUGCUGGGUGGCAGAUAAGAAACAAUGUCUAAAACGGUUCAUUCCAAACUGGGAAUCUGAGCAUGCCUACAGCUGCCUUCCUGUAUACAAUGCAGAAGCACCUUCCCACAAUACAGAAGCAACCUCCCAGGUCGACUCUCAUUGCGGACAGGAGGUGUUCACCAGCUCUCCUCAGGCUAGCUCAGUGCUGGAGGAGAGCACAAUAAUGGAAUCCUCCCCCACGAUGACUUUCAGUGCUGGGCCAGAUAAUGUACCCAACCCCUCAGCUGUCUCCACAGACCCUGUUCCUGUGCCCAGCACCUCGACUCAUUCAAUGGAAUGCUCCCCUACGACUGAGAUCAGUGCAGCAAGCAGUUACUCUCCUCUCACUUCUUCAAGUAUUGAUGAAACUACACGAGAUGAGAAGAUCAAGCGGCUGAAGGCGAUUCUGAAGGAGAAGGAGGCCGCGCUGGAGGCAAUACGAAAGAAAAUGAUGAAGGCCAAAUCGGCCGAGAAGAGUAAAGCCGAAAAUAGCAAAUGCCCUUUGACGAGCAAGAAACAACGUUGUAAAAAAUGGAUCUUGAACAGGGAAUCAGAGCACGCGUACAGCUGCCUCCCAGAAGACGAGGCGGGUGGAACGGCCCACAAUGGUCCUCGCUGUGGUCAGGAGAGGUCUGUGAGCUCAUUGAACAGCAGCUCAGACACAACAGUAACGGAAUCCUCCCACAAGAUGACUCGUGGCGCCCUGACCCAUAGUAUAACCUACACUGGGGAACACUUUCCUACGGUUGAAAUCCUUCCUCCUGCAGGCGUGGACAAGACCACACGUGAUGAGAAAAUAAAACGCCUGAAGGAGAUUCUGAAAGAAAAGGAGGCCGCGCUGGAGUCAAUUCGGAGGAAAAAGGUUUCGGCGCCUUUCUAAAGUUGUCCUGGAUCAAAACUAAAAAGGCCGCGUGCUCAUCUUGAUGCUUCGUUAACUGGUGUCCAACAUUUUGUGCGAUCUCAGUCUCCCUCGAAGGUUAUGAUGACAUGUAUUUGAAGUGUUUAUCUUUUAAAUGUUAUUUUUACUGCACAUUUGAGCAGCUAUUUUGUUGAAUUUUAAAAUUUAUUAUCUCACAUUGUAGUGGAGUUAAUAGUUUAUAAUUAGGAUGACGAUUCUGUUAUAUUGUGCAAUGUAAGGUGGGGGCGGUUUAGCCCGUAUUAGUUUGUUUGGUAAAUUGUAACGUUUCUGUAUAAUUUUUAAAUAUAAACUCAAAUCAGAAGAUGCAAUUUAUUCUUCUGUAUCUACAGAGAAUGGUUCUGAGUUGAUGACUUGCGGCUAUGUGCACAUUUUUCUAAGUAUUAAAUCCGACCACAGCU
This is a messenger RNA of Carcharodon carcharias (great white shark), 3772 nucleotides long. RefSeq names its product ligand-dependent nuclear receptor-interacting factor 1-like. The record is from RefSeq and is a predicted model, not a curated record. Gene Ontology annotation, biological process: regulation of DNA-templated transcription. Gene Ontology annotation, molecular function: nuclear retinoic acid receptor binding. The transcript has 6 exons. NCBI's taxonomy places the organism in Eukaryota, Metazoa, Chordata, Chondrichthyes, Lamniformes, Lamnidae. Bases 441 to 3335 code for a protein of 964 amino acids.